AUGUCCACUCAAACCCUCCGCCAGGUGCUAGUUAUAACGGGCCUGGCGUUGUGCAGUAUCUCUGAUGGAUACAUAUUUGGUCAAACGUCGGGCAUGAUAGACGCUUUGCGCAGUAAUAAUAGCUCCUUGGAAUUAUCGGAAGAUGGACUCUCUUGGUUAGCAUCAUCGAUCAACAUUACCUGCUUCUGCGGUUUUGCGGUUGUCGCAAUUGUGACGGAAAUACUUGGACGAAGAAAAGCUCUAAUAUUAUUAAAUAUACCCGUGCUGUGUUGUUGGAUUAUGGUGUAUUUAGCACAAAAUAUAGCAACACUGUUAUUCUCUCGAAUAAUUAUGGGAAUGUCUUACGGUGGUGUCCUUAUGUUGACAUAUAUAUGUGUUGGUGAAUACGCAUCGCCAAACAUUAGGUCUCUGUGUUUAAAUUUAAUAGGCUGUGUUGGAUCGCUGAUAGGUUCGACCCUAGGGCAUAUUUUAAGUAUUUUAGUCCCUUGGAGAGAAGUUGCCCUUCUAGGUGUCAUACCUACAUGUCUUGCAAUUGUGAUACCUUGCUUUUGGGUAGAAAGUCCGUUUUGGCUGGCAUCCAAAGGUAGAUUUGAUGAAUGCAAAGAGGCUUUCGAAGCACUUCAUAUAUCGACUGAUACUACGAAAAAAGAACUAUCCUUAUUAAUUGCCAAUGAGAGACGAAACCAAACCAAAUAUUCAAGUAAUACCCACGUUUUAAAAAUAAUUGUAACAAAAAUUUCGAUAGCUAUAAAGCAGAAAUAUUUUUGGAAGAUAAGUAUUUUAAAUAGUGUCAUCAAUAUAUAUCGCAUAGCUGGAGGACGAAUAUUAUUCACUACUUUAGCGUUGACUAUUUUAAAAGACAUUACUGGUGACUCUAGCAUUUUAAUGCAUACAAUUUUGGUAGAUGGAUUUUGUAUACUGGGGGCACUGAUAUCUUGCGUUCUAGUAAGAAAAUUUAAAAUGCGGAGUUUGCUAUUCAGCUCGGGACUAUUAGCUAAUAUAAUACUUCUAGUACUUGCUACAGUUCUCUAUUGUAGGCCACCACAUCAAGAUGAUAUUUAUGUUUGGAUUAAAGUAUCGUUGUUGGCGUUAUACUUCAUCAUCAUGUUAGCUGGGCCAUAUGCCGUAUUAGAGACCCUAUUAGUUGAGAUAAACCCUUUGGAUAUAAAAGCUUUUUUUAUAUUUUUCUUUGGAGCUGUAAUUGGUGUUGCACAGUUUUUAGCGGUAAAGCUUAUGUCGAAUAUGGUAAACUCGAUUGGAUAUCACGGAAUAUUCUUCUUAAAUGCCGCAAUCAUAUUUAUGUGCAUGACAUAUAUCUGGUAUUACUUGCCAGAAACUAAAGGGAAGUCUUUAGAAGAAAUUCAAGCACACUUUAAGAAUGAAAGACUACUUGAAGGUGUUAAUGAAAAUUGUGAACAAUGUAAUGUCUUACUUGAUUCAGUAAAGAAGUGUUCUCAUAAUAUUUAAAUAAUAAUGUAUUGUGUAAGUUAUAGAUAAUAAAUAGUACUUUAAUAACAAUGUCCAAAAUGUUUAUAAUAUUGAUGUUAUAGGUACCUACGUGCCACGUUGUUAUAGAAAAAAUAUGACUGAAAGUUUAGAUUAAUUUACGUCUCUAAUGAAAAUGUUACAGCUAUAAUAGACAUGCGAAUUAUUUAAAAAAAAAACUUGUCAUUGUGAAAAAAAAUAUUUUAAUCAUGUUCAUCUUAAUAUGCCUAUUACAUGGACAUUACCAUCUUUUAUACUAGACAAGAUCAUUGGACAUAACUAUAUUAUAUAUAGAUACUUGGACUGUAUUGUAACUAAAGGCGUGUGAAAAGCUAAAAAAUGAUAUUGUGAUUAUUGUACAAUACUUGUUUAAAAAAUAUGAAUAAAACAUUUGCGCAAAUGUCAAGUACAUGAUUAUGAUUAUGAGAC
Molecule: messenger RNA, 1914 nt
Organism: Zerene cesonia (dogface butterfly)
Lineage: Eukaryota; Metazoa; Arthropoda; Insecta; Lepidoptera; Pieridae
Product: facilitated trehalose transporter Tret1-like
Exons: 3
Coding region: 1-1467 (488 amino acids)
Biological process (GO): transmembrane transport
Cellular component (GO): membrane
Molecular function (GO): transmembrane transporter activity
Source: RefSeq, a predicted model, not a curated record